GUCAAGUACUAGUACAAUUACUUAACUCAACAUUGAAGAAACCUCGACCCUCUUUUAUACGAGUAAAAAGACUGCCUAAAAUCCAUUUUCUAGCUUAAUCAAACUCUGCCCCUGAAUCUAGCAACACAGAAAAAGACGAUGGCUGAAGAGUCGUCAAACGCAUCGAAAUAUGUGAAGUUGACCAAAGCUCAAGUCUCUGCUGAUGAAGAUAUCACCCCUGGUGAACUCAAUCAAGCAAUACCCAAUUCACAGUUGCAUGUUCACAAGUGUAGCGAGUGUGGGCAGCCUUUACCUGAAAGCUAUGAGCCUCCUGGUGAUGAACCUUGGUCAAGUGGGAUCUUUGGGUGUACACAAGAUACUGAGAGUUGUUGGACUGGGCUUUUCUGCCCAUGUGUCUUAUUUGGACGUAAUGUGGAAAGAUUGAGAGAUGAUACCCCAUGGACUACACCAUGUGUUUGUCAUGCUGUUUUUGUAGAAGGUGGUAUGGCACUGGCUGCUGCCACUGCUUGGACUUAUGGUAUCGACCCAAGAACAACAUGUCUGAUUUGGGAGGGAUUAUUUUUCACUUGGUGGAUGUGUGGCAUAUACACUGGUCUUGCUAGACAAUCCUUGCAGAGACAAUAUCAUCUCAAGAACUCCCCAUGUGACCCAUGCCUUGUGCAUUGCUGCAUGCACUGGUGUGCCUUGUGCCAGGAGCAUCGGGAGAUGAAAUCUCGUCUCACAGAUGAUGUCGCCAUGCCCAUGACCAUUGUCAACCCACCGCCUGUUCAAGAGAUGAGCUCUGACAGGGAAACCUCAGCCAAUUCUACUUCUGAAAAGAAUGACGAUAAAGAUGGUGUUAAAAUAGAGAUGCAGGCUCUAUAGUUUUCGUUAUAGCUCUGUACCCAGUACUGUAAAAAGACGGAAAUUAUGCAGCAAAACUUCAUUAAAACUUGGUUGCAUAAACCAAGGGCUUUAGGUUAUCUCUUGUGGGUGAAGCUAUUAUAUAUGGAGUUUUAAUGCUAUUUGAAAGCCCAUUUUUUACCGUGUACUAGGAAUCCACAGGCUUUCGAUUGAGAAAUUUGGCACUUCUGGUGCCUUUUAUUUUGCAGUUGCGUAAUUUGCAUUC
Chenopodium quinoa (quinoa) is the source of this 1108-nucleotide messenger RNA. RefSeq names its product cell number regulator 6-like. Bases 139 to 864 code for a protein of 241 amino acids. The record is from RefSeq and is a predicted model, not a curated record. NCBI's taxonomy places the organism in Eukaryota, Viridiplantae, Streptophyta, Magnoliopsida, Caryophyllales, Amaranthaceae. The transcript is spliced from 5 exons.